Messenger RNA from Periophthalmus magnuspinnatus, 1557 nucleotides. RefSeq names its product interleukin-18 receptor 1-like. The transcript has 10 exons. Gene Ontology annotation, biological process: signal transduction. The record is from RefSeq and is a predicted model, not a curated record. The coding region runs from base 1 to 1557 and encodes 518 amino acids. Lineage: Eukaryota; Metazoa; Chordata; Actinopteri; Gobiiformes; Gobiidae.
AUGUCCAUUGCAAACCAAUGGAAGCAAGCCAAAAGCAACAUUAUGGUGAAAGCUCUGCUGCUGCUGCUGCUGCUGUUUCUUAAAGCAGUCACUGGGUGUACUGCGGAAAAGAUAUGUAUUAAGUCUGGUGACACAGUGGCACUACAAUGUCCAGGUAAAAGGUCAAAUGUGACCUGGAGCCAUCCUCACAAUGGGAACAAUCACGUUGACCUCCUGAACAUUGAAGGGAUGCUGGUUCUCCUCAGAGCUUCAGAGGACCAGCAGGGAAAUUACUCUUGCUCACAUAGUGUGUAUAACAAGACAUUUGACCUGAGGGUAUUCACUACCCUGAUUGGUGACUGUGAGAAUGUUACGCAGCACAGAAAAGCCUGCUACAAUGGACUGGCCUGUACUCUGAACUGCCCAACCAUCAAUACUCCUCCAAAUACCAGUGUCACAUGGCAACAGAAUAACAGGACCCUGUCAAACAAUGAGAAAUACUACUUCCAAAGUGUGAAGGAGACUGAUCAGGGUGUCUACAUCUGUGUGAGGUCUUUUCCAUUUCGUGGUCGACUCUAUAACACUACAUUCACCAUGACACUGGGCCUCAAGCAUACAGAAACAAAUAAAAAUGAAGGGAUCAUCUCACCUGAUCCGGAUGAAGUUUUUUUUGUAGACUUAGGUUCUCCUCUGGUGAUCAACUGCACAGCAUUGAUAUUUUUAGAUUUUACUGAGAUUUACUGGAAAAUCAGUGACCUUUCGAUAAAUACGUCAGACAGUUUGAGAGUGAAGACUUCUUUUUCAAAAGAGAAUAUGGAUGAAGGGCAGAAGAUGACAGCCUCUCUCAUAUUUAAAGAGGUGUAUGAGGAGGAUGUGUCUGCAGUUUUCACUUGUAUACUAGAGUCUGUGUCCCAGGAGCCUAUCAGUGUCAAUAUCACUCUGGCACAAAAAGAGCCCCGCUCUUAUGUUGCUGUGGCAGUUACUGCUGUCGUCAUCCCUGUUGUCAUGGCUAUUUUUGUUUUGAUCUACAUCAAAUACAGGAUUCACAUCACUCUGUUCCUGAGAGACACCCUUAUGUGCAACAUCAGGGCUUCAGAUGAAAAGAGCUUUGAUGCCUUCAUAAUGUACUAUAUGAGUGAGCAGGGAUCAGGAUUCAGUGGAGAUGACAUGAGAACUCUGCAGAGUGUGUUGGUGGAUCAGUUUGGGUACAGCCUCUGCCUCUUCGACCGUGAUGUGGUACCUGGAAAAGCUGUAGCUGAUGCAGUUUUGGAGUGUGUGGAUCAGAGCCGUGCAGUGGUCUUGGUUCCUGGGUCUCCAGACCUCAGCUAUGAGUCUGCUCUGCUCAGCGCCAUCCAUGAAGCCCUCGUUGAGCGUCAGACCCACCUGGUUUUCAUCAAAAAUAAACACACAAAGAAAACAGACACAGGGUUACAGUCCGACACCUUACAGCUGCUCACUGAUAUGGGACACUGCAUCAUAUGGGAAAGCUCGCUAGCUCCAUCGUCUUUCUUCUGGAAGCAACUGCGAUACUACCUCCCACCUGUACAAGAGUCACACAGAAUAUCACUGCUACCUUAG